AUGUCGUUAGCGGUCCAUGUCCGACGCCACCUGCGCCGCUUCCUCCUCCUCCUCGCCGCCGGCUCCCUGCUAGGCUCCGCCUACUUCCUAUUCUCUCACUCCGCCCCCUCUCUACAGCUCAACCAAUCAGGAGAGCCCGCUGCUGACCCCAACACACACACCGACAGACGAUCCGACCCCAACACACACACCGACACCCUCCCCCUCCCCACAGUAGACCCAGUAGUAUUAGUACUAGUAGAAUCCCAGUACAGCCAGUUAGGUCUGGACGUAGUGGCCAUCCUGGAGUCAGCCCGGUACCCCUUCAGAACAGAGAUCACCCCGAGGAAGGGAGACCUGCCCCCCCUCACUGACAAGGGGCGUGGUCGCUACAUCCUGGUUAUCUACGAGAGUCUGUUGAAGUACGCCCACACUGACUCCUGGAACAGACGGCUUCUACGCCAGUACUGUCUCCGUUACCGAGUCGGCAUCAUCACCUUCCACAGAGCCAAUCAGAACUCUCCUCCCCUGCUGAAUCUCCGGGGUCUACCCCUGCUGCUACGGACCAAUCAGGCGCUCCGAGACGCCUCUGUGAUGUCACGCUCGCCCCUCCUGCACCUGACGCGGGCUGGUACGGACCGUGGACCUCUCCCUGGUGAUGACUGGACCACCUUCACCUCCAACCACUCCUCCUACCAGGCUGUUGUCCAGGCCCAGGUCCAGGUCCAGGCGCUGCCCAGGGAGGGAGGCCCCGGAGCGGGUAGCAUAGAUAAUCCAGUCCCUGGUUUCAGUUGGGGCCUACAGGCUACGGUGGUGCUGGAUGUGGGGCUGUUUGACGGGGUUCAGAGGGUCGUCUUCGGACACGGCCUGACCUACUGGCUACACAGGCUCCUAUUGGUGGACGCUAUCACUUACCUCACAGACAGGAAGUUGUCGUUGGGGUUGGAGCGUCACAUCCUGGUGGAUAUAGAUGACAUCUUUGUUGGGAAGGAAGGAACACGCAUGAACACCAAGGAUGUCAGG
This is a messenger RNA of Coregonus clupeaformis (lake whitefish), 1002 nucleotides long. RefSeq names its product bifunctional heparan sulfate N-deacetylase/N-sulfotransferase 4. Gene Ontology annotation, molecular function: heparan sulfate N-sulfotransferase activity; hydrolase activity. The record is from RefSeq and is a predicted model, not a curated record. The annotation marks the transcript as partial. The transcript is spliced from 4 exons. NCBI's taxonomy places the organism in Eukaryota, Metazoa, Chordata, Actinopteri, Salmoniformes, Salmonidae.